AUGAAUAAAUAUAAAUCUCAGUUAGAAGAUCUACCUAAUGAAUUACUCAGUGAAAUAUUUAAAAAUCUUGAUGCACGAGAUUUAUUUCGUGCAUUUAAUAAUCUUAAUAAUCGUUUUAAUCAAUUAAUUCAAUCAUUUCAACAUCUUCAACUGUUUUUUCAUAUGGAUGUAUCAAAUGUUCUUAAAACAAAUGAUGAAAUCUUUUCAUUUUAUGUUUACACAUUAAUUGUUAAUCCAUGGAUUAAUUUUAAUCUUCAAAAUUUUUCAAAUGUACGUCGUCUAAGAUUAAAUAAUCCAUUACCAAAAGUUUUGGAACAAUUACAACCAAAUGUUAUGCCAUAUUUAGAACAUCUAUCUGUUUUUUAUACAUAUAAUAUGUAUGAAAUGGUACUUUUACAUGAAAAAGUUUUUUCAAAUCGUUUUCUUAAUUUAAAAUCAUGUGAAUUAUAUGAAAAACAAACAUUAAUAACAAUACCACAUUGGACACAAUCACCAUCAAUAUAUAUUUUCAAAACUGAAUUUAUUGAUUCAGCUCUAUAUAAAAUAAUUCUUAGUGCAUGUCCAAAUUUAUAUUUUCUCAAAUUUUUAUUGUAUUCAUCGAAUAGAAUACCAACAAAUAUACCAUUACAUAAAAAUCUUAAACAUAUGAUAAUUGAACUUCGAGAAUUCGAUUGGUUCUAUGAUGAUGAUAUAAUAAGUGGAUUUUUAAAAUUUGUACCUAAUUUAGAACAACUUGAAAUACAUCGAAGAAAUUAUUCACAACAUGUUCGAGAAUAUAUUGAAUAUUACGAUUGGUUAGCAACAAUAAUUAAUAUUCGUUUACCAUUAUUACGAAAAUUUUUUUUUAAUUUUCAUUUAUCAAAAGAUGAAAAUCUAAUUGGAUGUAUUGACGAGAAUAUGAUUAUUAAAAUUAAAAGUGACUUUAGUAAUGUACAUAAAGGUCAAUAUAAAGCUCAACUUAUAAUUGACAGAGAAUAA
Rotaria sordida is the source of this 978-nucleotide messenger RNA. The record is from the annotation of a GenBank genome assembly. NCBI's taxonomy places the organism in Eukaryota, Metazoa, Rotifera, Eurotatoria, Philodinida, Philodinidae.